UCCGUCCGGGCUCGAGCCCCCUCCCCGCGCUGGCAGCCAUCGCCAGAAGAAGCUCGACCAUGGAGCGAGACGCAGCCUCCCGUCCGCUCGCUGGGGCGUCGUCCGUCGGCAGCCGCCGGCUGCCGGCGGCCGGCGCGACGCACUUGCCGCGCGGCCCGGUCCUGGACGACCAGCCGACCGAGGACGCCAUUCCGAUGGGCGAGGGACGCUUUCAGGCGAUGGUCAUGGUGGCCUCGACGCUGGCCGGCACCGCCUUCCUGCUGCACCUGACCAGCUUCCGGGCGACGACGCGCGUCAUGGACCACUGGUGCCGGCCGCCGGACGCCUUCGCCAACCUGAGCGCCGCCGAGUGGCGCAGCACGGCCAUCCCCGCCGAGGCGGACGGCAGCCGGAGCCGGUGCACCCGGCUCGAGCCCCCGGACGGCGGCUCGCGCGCCCGCGUGGUGCCCUGCGACGCGUGGGACUUCGACACGGAGCGCUACGGCAGCAACGCGGUCAGCGAGUGGCGCCUGGUGUGCGGCCGGCGCUGGCUCGUCGAGCUGGCCCUGCUCGUGUACGUGGCCGCGUGCGUGCUGUUCCUGCCGCUGGCCGGCGCGGCGGCGGACCGCGUCGGCCGCCGCCGCGUCAUGCACGCCUCGCUCGCCGCGCUCGUGGCGGCCGGCUUCGCCACCAGCCUGGCCAACUCGUACCUGCUGUUCGUCGCGCUGCGCGUUGUCGCGUCGGCUGCCAGCAACGCCCUCUGCCUCGUCCUGUACGCCGUGCUCUACGAGGUGACGACCCCCGCGCGCCGUGACCGCUACUGCUUCGCGGCCGCAGCCGGCGCGUCGGUGGCCGCGCCGCUGUCGACGCUGCUGCUGUCGCGGCUGGGCUGGGAGGCCCUGCACCUGGCGCUGAUGGCGCCCACGUCGGCGCUGGCGCUCGCCUACUGCAGCGUGGGCAGCGAGUCGCCCGCGUGGCUCGUCCGGGCGUGGAACGCGCGCGAGGCCGAGACCGUGGCCCUGCGCGCUGCCCGCAUCAACGGGGCCCCGCUCGACCAGUGCCGCGCCUGGUUCGCGCGCGAGACGCGGCGGCGCGACAGCGAGGUGCCGCUGCUGCUCCUCGACCAGAGCCCGCUCGCCAUCUUCGCGCCGGACGUGCGAGGGAGCCUCGUGCUGCUCUCGUACAUCUGGGCCGCCACCAGCUUCGCCUUCAAUCAGGUGAGCCUGAACGACAUCCUUCCCGCGAAGAGCGCGCUCGCGGCCGCGGGCCUCGUGUGCAUGGUGCCCAUGUACGGCGCGGCGUACGCCUGCUGCGUGCGCUUCGGCGCCCGGCGCUCCAACGUGGUGGCGGAGCUGGCCUUCAGCGCGCUCGCCGUCGCGCUGGCCGCCACGCACGGGCACCAGCUGCAGAGAGUGAGCGUGGCUCUCGUCGUCGUGCUGCGCAUGCUCGGAAACCUGGUCUUCGUGCUGGCUUCCGUGGUCACCGUGCGCCAGUACCCGGUGGCCGCCCGCUGCACCGGCCUCUGCUGGGGAUUCGCACUCGGCCGCCUCUCCGGAUCGCUGGGCGAGGUGCUGUUCCGGCUGGCGCCCCUGCACCGGCGCGACAUCGCCGUGUGCGUGGUGGCCAUCUGCAUGGCGCUGGCGGCCGUGGCCACCGAGUACCUUCCCGUCGCGGCCGUGCUGUCCGCCUCGGGGCGCGCCCGGCGGCGCGGUGCCCGUCGCGGCGUCGCGCAGGGUCAGCCUGGCCACCGCCGACGAGCGCCGCCGCUCCAUGCAGGACUCGCUCGUGCCUCUGCCCAAGGGCCCGCACAGGGAGCGCCGCCGGCCGCGCUCGUCGGCCGACGACCGGCUGCCCGAGCAGUACUCCGUCAGGGUCUCCGGCAGCAUGUCGCUGCCCUCCACGUCCUCCGUCAGCCGCCACUGACGACGCGCGCCUUUGUGCUGUUUCAUGACCACGCGUACUCCUCGUUGUGUACAAACGAUUACGCGUAGGUCAAUUACCACGCGGCAGUCGAGAACUGUGCUCGCUUUUCAGUGCGUGAACCUUGCCUCGUAAACGGCGCUCGCGGAGCCCAAUCAAACGGAAGGUUCUUCUCAGCCUCCUCUGUCACCUGCGGAUGUAAAUCUUUUGACGCUGGGCCGACAGCUUGGUCAGUGCGCACGUGCGUUUGUGAAAAACUUUUUCGUGCGAUUGUGUUGCCCUCGAUUUUCUCGGCACCUGUGCUCACGACGGAACGUUUGCUCGUGUCGUUUCGGACUGACGUUCAGAAGGCCCGACUAUCGUUUGUGUAUUUUGUUCUUCAUUGUAGAAAUUGCGUUCCCAUUGCAGCCAUACUCGAUAUCGUCUUCCUUGUGGUGCAAGCAGCUUGCGAUGCCUGUUAGCGAGGCAUAUGCCGAUGCCGCCGCUUCUUGUGACCGCGAACGCUCGCGCGCAAGUUCCUGCGCUCCAUUUCUGCAGCUGCUACAGGCAACGCCCCGCGGCAGACUUGUUCGCGUAUUGGCCGACGAGCGCUCGACAAUUCGCUGCGUGGGACACGUUGGUGAACGAAGCCUUCUGCCAACCGGUUUCGUGGGUGUGUAACGGGAAUAAAUGCGGGGUAAAGUGUCCACCGAUGUUGACACGGUCGAUGCGGUGGAUCGUUCACGUGACCAUUGAUUGUGCUCUUUGGUGCGCCCAGGUUGUGCAGCAGCGACGUCAAAUUUCCCGACUGCAUUCCCUUCUGCGAUCUCCGACAGC
Messenger RNA from Dermacentor albipictus, 2715 nucleotides. RefSeq names its product solute carrier family 22 member 7-like. Lineage: Eukaryota; Metazoa; Arthropoda; Arachnida; Ixodida; Ixodidae. Gene Ontology annotation, biological process: transmembrane transport. The record is from RefSeq and is a predicted model, not a curated record. Gene Ontology annotation, molecular function: transmembrane transporter activity.